Messenger RNA from Thlaspi arvense, 1215 nucleotides. The record is from the annotation of a GenBank genome assembly. NCBI's taxonomy places the organism in Eukaryota, Viridiplantae, Streptophyta, Magnoliopsida, Brassicales, Brassicaceae.
AUGAUAGGCAUGUCUUCUGAUACUGCCAAGGAAAAUGCAUCUGUUGUUGAUUCGUCCUUGACUGAUUGGAAACAAGAUGUAGCAAACUCUGAUGAUCCAGAGAGUUCAAGUUACAGAAGCAAGGAGGAUCAUAAGCCGUGCAAAGUGGAAGCUGAUCCUGAUCAGCUUGAAAGUUCGAACGCAGACAAGAACAGUAAACCUGGGUAUAAAACGAGGUAUUUCAUCAUCAAGAGUCUGAACUACGAGAACAUUCAACUUUCGGUCGAGAGAGGGAUUUGGGCUACUCAAGUAAUGAAUGAGCCAAUACUGGAAGGUGCCUUUCAUAAUUCUGGUCGAGUGGUUUUGAUCUUCAGUGUGAACAUGAGCGGAUUUUUCCAAGGGUAUGCGCAGAUGCUGUCUCCUGUGGGUUGGAGACGAGACCAUAUAUGGAGCCAAGGAGGUGGUAAGAACAAUCCUUGGGGACGUAGUUUUAAAGUGAAAUGGUUGAGGUUGAGUGAAUUGCCUUUUCAGAAAACACUUCAUCUCAAGAACCCUUUGAAUGAUUACAAGCCCGUCAAGAUCAGCAGAGAUUGUCAGGAGUUGCCUGAAGAUAUUGGUGAAGCACUUUGUGAGCUCCUUGAUGCACAUAGCUGCGAUGAAGGGUUGCUGAAUAGCUCUUCUAAGGAUGAUUAUUCGACGAAAAGGUCUCGCGUAGAACCUCCAUCUUCCUCAGGAGACGAUGAGUAUAAUAACAAUAUGUGGGGACAUACACAGAUGCCUUACCCUCCUGCGGUCUACUCAAACCAGGAUGACCUCAGCAGAUUCCAUCUUGCACAGCAGAGAAGAUCAGGAUAUGGAGUAGUAGCCUCUGAAUAUCUUCAUACAUCAUCAGGUGCAUCUAACUCUCGUGUGGAGCAAGAACAUUCUUUACGUUUCAACUCAUGGGGUUUGCCUUUGGAGAGCCCUCUCGCUAGUUCUCUAACCGAUGAUGAUUUUCUUAACAUGUCUUAUGAAGAAUACCUUGAAGCCCACAGCAGAUGCAUGAAACAACUUGGUCUUCCUGUAAUUCCACAAUCACAGGCCACACAAGAGCCAUCAAGUAAAACAGAUAAUAAGCAAUGGUUCUUCGCAAGACCGGCCUUCAUCAAGAAAGAGAGGACGGCAUUCAUCAUAGGAUUCAACUUCAAACUCGGAACUCUACCACGAAGAUUUGGUGUCAUUUUGAGAGUAUGGUGA